This is a messenger RNA of Thyridium curvatum, 1041 nucleotides long. RefSeq lists its product as uncharacterized. Gene Ontology annotation, biological process: translational initiation. The record is from RefSeq and is a predicted model, not a curated record. The coding region runs from base 1 to 1041 and encodes 346 amino acids. Gene Ontology annotation, cellular component: cytoplasm; eukaryotic translation initiation factor 4F complex. NCBI's taxonomy places the organism in Eukaryota, Fungi, Ascomycota, Sordariomycetes, Thyridiales, Thyridiaceae. The transcript is spliced from 3 exons. Gene Ontology annotation, molecular function: translation initiation factor activity; RNA 7-methylguanosine cap binding.
AUGGAUAAUCUAUGGACUCGGCGUACAAACUCCAGCAAGCUCUCCCUAUCCACAUCAAGUUCGGGACAGAGCGAGUCAGCCAAUCGUAAUGCCAGCUUCUCCAAGCGCUUUGGAGGUGACACCUCCUCCCAUGGGAAAAGCAAUCCCUUCAACUCCGCGACGACACCGGGAAGCGGCCUGGUGAGUCCCACGAGCGCAUCCAGUGCCUUUGGCCUCGGCUCAGGCGCUUUCGCCUCCUUCGGAUCGGCCAAGACACCCAAGUCGGGAGCCAACCCCUUCGAGGCAGGAUUCGGCGGCGGCAGCGGCUCCAAGACUCCCACGGCCGAGAAAUCGACCAAGGAGGGAGCCUUGAGCGGCAAGGCGACUACCAACAGGGCAGAGGCGAGAGCCCCCGCCGCGCCGGCAGCGCAUUCGCUACGGACACCGUGGGUCUUCUGGUUCCGACCACCCAUCAGCAAGGCCAAUGGGUACAUCGAGUACGAGAAAACGCUGCACCCCAUCGCCAUGUGCGGAACCGCGGAGGAGUUCUUCACCGUGUAUUCGCAUCUGAAGCGGCCCUCAACUCUGCCUCUAGUCUCCGACUACCACCUCUUCCGAAAGGGAGUCCGGCCUAUAUGGGAGGAUGACGAGAACAAGAAGGGCGGCAAGUGGAUCGUGCGGCUCAAGAAGGGUGUCGCUGAUCGAUACUGGGAGGACCUGCUGCUCGCCGUGAUUGGCGACCAGUUUGGUGAGGCGAGUGAAGAGGUGUGUGGUGCCGUGCUCAGCGUUAGAAAUGGGGAGGACAUCCUGAGCAUCUGGACCCGAGGAGGUGGGGGACGGGUGCUCAAGAUUCGCGAAACCAUGAAGCGAAUCCUCAACUUCCCCACCGAGACCAAGCUGGAGUGGAAGAGCCACGACUCCUCCAUCCAGCAGCGCACGGCCAUCGAGGAAUCGCGGCGCGAGAAGGCCAACCAGCACCACGAUAAGCGACCAUCCAAGCAACACCACCAACAGCAAGGCGACGACCAGAAGCAAGGCAGCGGAAGCGCCGGCACAUCAUAG